AGCUCUUUCGCGUGGCCUUGAGAGGGGCGUCCGUCAGAAGAAGGAGGGCCAGCAACCCACUCCGCCUCUCCGAAGGGCCCGUGGCCGUACAUUCAUUCGUGUGAGUGCUGCCGGGAGCUUGGAGCCGCCUUGCAGGGGGAGGGGAGGCUUCUUUGCUGGGCUCGCUGCUGCCGCCGGAUCCAGCCCGCGCCCGGGCGGAGACUGCCGGGGAGUCGUCCUCUCCCUUCCUCGUGGCCUCCGGCUCCCCGCUCGCAGCCUCGGCUCCCUUCUUUUCGGCGCUUCGCUCCAGUCUCCUGAUUCGCACACAUGGAACUACUGUGCGUGGAGGGGGUGAUCCGGGCCAAGCGGGAUCCGCAGCUAUUAAGGGACCGGCGGGUGCUGCAGAAUCUGCUCAGCCAGGAAGAGCGCUGCUGCCUCCGCGUUUCCUAUUUCCAGUGCGUGCAGAAGGAGAUCCAGCCCUACAUGCGGAAGAUGUUGGCGUUCUGGAUGUUGGAGGUUUGUGAGGAGCAAAAAUGUGAAGAAGAGGUGUUUCCCUUGGCCAUGAAUUACGUGGAUCGCUACUUGUCCUGUGUCCCCACCCGCAAAAACCAUUUGCAACUCCUGGGAGCUGUCUGUAUGCUUUUGGCUUCCAAGUUGCGAGAGACCAUGCCUUUAAGCGUACAGAAACUCUGCAUUUACACAGACAAUUCCAUCACACCAUGUGAAGUUUUGGACUGGGAGUGUUUGGUCUUAGAGAAGCUCAAAUGGGACCUGGUUUUGGUAAUAGCAAAUGACUUCCUGGAUCACAUUCUCCAUCGGCUGCCACUUCCCCAGCGUAAGGUGGACUUGGUAAAGAAACAUGCCCAGACCUUCAUUGCGUUGUGUGCCACAGAGUACACCUUUGCUAUGUAUCCACCAUCCAUGAUUGCUACAGGUUGCAUUGGAGCAGCAGUCCAUGGCCUCUCUACCUCAUCUGACCAUUUUUCUGGCGAGGCGCUUACUGAAGUGCUUGCUAGCAUUACUGGCACAGAGGUGGACUGCCUGAAAGCUUGUCAGGAGCAGAUUGAGGCUGCCUUAGCGGAGAACCUGAAACGAAUAUCUCAGCCUCAGCAAGAAUAUAGCCCCUCCAAGAAUGCAGCUUACCUGGACAGCCAGGAAGUCAGCUUGACCAGCACACCUACGGAUGUCACAGACAUCAACCUGUGACCAAGUCCUGCUGACCACCCAGUUCUCAGAAAUAAAAGGUCGCCUGGAACAUUCUGCCAUCACUGAAGAACUGAGAGAAUUUUCCCAGCAGAUGCCAUAUUUCUAAUAAGACUGUUGGCACUGGGUUGUAGUGGACUUGGGUGGGACUCAAGGGGGAAUAGGCCUCUUGCAGUAGGACUGUUUCUCUGUGUUGCUAGCCUGGGUUUCCAAGGAGCAGGGGAGCCUUCUGGGGUAAUCGAACCAAGCUUAAACUUGGGAAGGAUGAAUGAGCAUAGUGUCAGUUCAAAACAUUCAUCGAUUUGGGUCGCUUCAUUGGCGGGGCACUGCUGAUAUACUAUUUUAUCUCAAUCUUCACUGCAUGUCUAUUGCAUGCGAGUCAAGAGAGAGAAUGCACUUUCGUUGGCUGAAUCACCUUCACCUUCCAUAAAAACUUGUUGACGUUCACCUGAGACCUCCUUGGCUAAAGCUGUUUUGCCCAGGCUGCCUUUAGUGGGCAUUAGUAAGAGCCCAAGCAAUAUAGAGUAUAGCACUGGAAUCGCUUUCCAGCUUCACUCAGUGCCAAGGACGUCUUAGUUCUUUGAAGAUCUAGAGUAGCACAAUCCUUGAGCCCUUCAUUUGAGAAUGAGUGGGGGGCUUGCUUGCUUUUUGUAGGUGCUUAUAAAGGUGCUGCAUGUCAUAGUGAAAAUGUGGGGAGGCCUGAAGGGAUACAUUCUACUUGCACCUGGUUGCCUUUGCUUACUCCUGUGAGAUCUAUGAGCUGCUUUAUUUAUUUUAAGAACUAAACCUUGUAAAACUGCAGAAUGAAGGGACAUCAUUCUGGUCUGUCCCAUCUUGCCAUAUAAAAUAGCGCCUUAAUGUUCUUUCCUCAUUCUCCUUCGUACCUCUGGGUUGCUUACUUUGAGAGAUUAGUCAUUGUAGAAGUCAUUCAUAGUCAGAGUACACCCGACACUUGCUGCUAUACUUGUAUGUAUAAUCCUCGUGUUCACUGCCAGAAACCUUUUAAAAGGCAGGCAGGAGAGUAAUCACCUGCUUUUAUAAGGGGGAUAAAAGAUGAAUUUCUUUCCCCGAAGAGUUUACAAUAUGAUGAGCUGCCGACUGCACUGGUAUUGAGAGUUAAAUCCUUGUUUGUUCAGGAAAAAAAAUGUGUUGGGUUUUCCCCCCCUAUAUGCUGCUUUUAUGAAAGAUCACUUUCAGAAAUAUUAGGUGUAGGUGAACAAUAGUGAUGGGAGCAAACCUUGCCUUUGAGUUCUAGUGGUAUUCCAUUCUUCAACCCUCUGGCCGUACAAUGAAGACAAACUGAUGCAUAGGCGUCCCUGGUGGCGGGUAGGGGCAAGUGACAAAACUGCAAUGCAAACUGCCCCCUUGUGUGCUUGCAUGCAACAGUGCAACACAGAUAUGAGAGGAGCUUCCAUUAUGAUGUCAUGACAUGUUUCGUCAUUUUGGCAUCAUCAUGAUUAUAAACUCAAACACCACUGGAGACGGUCAUGUUUACCAAAAAAAAAAAAAAGUUAAUUUUUGCCUUUAUUUCCCCCUUCCCUGUGCUUAGCCUGGUAUGUCAUAAGGUGCCAUCAACACUUCCGAUAAAUGGAAGUCUGUAUCCAUUAGAACUUCAUACAAGUUUGGAAAUGAGGAUGCAUUUUAGAGAGAGAGAGAGAGAGAAAUAAAUUUUUUUUAUAUAUAUAUAUAUAUAUAUAUAUAUAUAUAUAUAUAUAAAAAUAAAUAAGAGCUUUAAGUAAAGUUUGACAAUAUGAUAUUCACUGUCACUUGAAAUUCAGUCAUUAGGACAAUUUUGGUAUUUUACGAUAUUGCAAUAAAAGAUUUUUGAAACUGGCA
Messenger RNA from Candoia aspera, 3018 nucleotides. It is a transcript of the gene CCND3, whose product is annotated as cyclin D3. The transcript has 5 exons. The coding region runs from base 307 to 1185 and encodes 292 amino acids. The record is from RefSeq and is a predicted model, not a curated record. Gene Ontology annotation, molecular function: cyclin-dependent protein serine/threonine kinase regulator activity. NCBI's taxonomy places the organism in Eukaryota, Metazoa, Chordata, Lepidosauria, Squamata, Candoiidae. Gene Ontology annotation, biological process: mitotic cell cycle phase transition; regulation of cyclin-dependent protein serine/threonine kinase activity. Gene Ontology annotation, cellular component: cyclin-dependent protein kinase holoenzyme complex; nucleus; cytoplasm.